CUAUGAUCCCCGUACGCAAUUCUCAACUUCUCCAUCCUUUUCCAAAAGUAAACAAAUUAAAUAAAUAAAUAAACUGUGUCCAUUUUCUCACCGCUAAAAAUCAUUAAAUCAUCCCCAAAGUUCGAGCACAAACCCGCUUGACUUGAAAGAUACAGUUGCUAACUUCUUUGGCAAAAACCAAACUUCAAAGUUUCAAAAGUAGACCAAAGCAUCUAAGCAAAGCAAAAGCCCCCAAAAUUUCCACCCCAGAUUCUUUCUUUUCUCUACUUCUUACCUAAUUGAUUGACAAAUUGUAUAUAUUUUGACGUUAUAUUUUUUAUAGCCUCCCAAAGGAUUGGAGCCUAGUUUGAAGAAGAAGUGGAGUUACAACUUACAAUUGAAUUCUUCUUCCUCUUCAGAAUCAGCAGAGAAUGGGCACUUUGAGUGCUAAUCUUUUGCUGCCUUCCAAGCUGAAUCCUUCCCCACUGUUAAAGGAUCGGCAAAGCUCUGUUUUUGUCUACAGAACAAGAAGGAAAUCCAAGAAAAACCAGUCCCCUAAUCCUGUUGCCAGAUUAUUUGGACCUGCUAUAUUUGAAGCUUCAAAGUUGCAAGUUCUGUUCCUGGGAGUUGAUGAGGAAAAGCAUCCUGGAAAACUGCCCAGAACAUACACACUUACACACAGUGAUGUCACCUCAAAACUCACUUUGGCAAUCUCACAAACCAUCAAUAAUUCCCAGUUACAAGGAUGGUACAACAGAUUACAGAGGGAUGAAGUGGUGGCUGAAUGGAAGAAGGUGAAAGGAAAGAUGUCUCUUCAUGUUCAUUGUCACAUAAGUGGAGGCCAUUUUUUACUAAACUUGUGUGCUAGGCUCAGAUACUACAUCUUCUGCAAAGAACUCCCAGUGGUCCUGAAGGCCUUUGCUUAUGCCGAUGGGAACUUGCUAAAGAGUUACCCUGAACUUCAAGAAGCUUUGGUUUGGGUGUAUUUUCACUCCAACAUUCCAGAAUUCAACAAGGUGGAGUGCUGGGGUCCAUUGAUGGAUGCUUCUUCACCUUCCUCAAGGAGAGCCCACCACCAGGGAAAUCAGGAAAGUUUCACAAGCAAUCUGUUGGAAGAAAUGCCGAAACCGUGCCAAGAAGAUUGCUCCUGUUGCUUCCCACCCAUGAGUUUGAUCCCUUGGUCAAAUGCUUUCAACGUUGAUGACUCUCAGGCCAAUCUAAACAGUUCUGAAUCCCAGGGACUACAACAACAGCGAAGCUAGUUGAAGUAAUAUUCUUUGAAUUUGGUUGAAAACCAGAAUAUUUACCAUACAUAAUUGGGUGCAUAAAUUUCUAAAAAUGUUCUUGUUAGAAAUGUAAAUGUUGUUAGAAUCAAACAGUACAUAGAUAGAAUUCUUUUGUAAUUUAAUUUUUACUUUUUGAAGCCAACUAUUAUUGAUGCUGUUAUUAGUCAUUACUAGUUGUAAUCUGUAGCUGACAAACCUCAGCAGUUCGUUACUCUUAUCUAUGGCUGUUUUAAGGAUUUGGAUUUCCUGAGAACUUGGAUUAGUUCGUUGUGCUUGUGCCUAAAUGUUUUCACCAUGUCAACUGUCUGAAAAUAUACGGAUGCGAUAUGUAAAGAUUAUGAGAGAUCCUUUUAGAAUAGUGAUAGACCAAAAACUUGAUUGCCCACAUUAACUAAAAAAUUUCAUUUCGUUCAGGAAUUCUUUUUGUUCUAUCAAAACAGAUACUCCCUCCGUC
Oldenlandia corymbosa var. corymbosa is the source of this 1719-nucleotide messenger RNA. Lineage: Eukaryota; Viridiplantae; Streptophyta; Magnoliopsida; Gentianales; Rubiaceae. The record is from the annotation of a GenBank genome assembly.